AUGACUACAAGUACAACUGUUAUUCUAAUUAGCCUGGCAUUGAUGGUUACAGCCGAGCCAGUGCGUCAACGAUUUACGCCUCGGCGUGGACUAGCGCGUCAGGAGGAAGCACCCAUAGCGCCAAGUCCUGCACCAACGGGCUAUCCUGCAGCGGGUAUUACACCAGAAAUACCGUUCGAUCUUCCCAGCUCGACUGACAAGCCAGAAGCGACGUAUUUGCCGCCAGAUAAUACCUAUGGACCUCCCGAAGUUGUCUACGGGCCACCGCAAAGUGUUGGCGAAGUGGCACCAGAGAUUACGCCAGAACAACCUCUCCAAGAAGAUGAUGUGCCACCGACGGUAGAAGAAGAGGAGGAAUCACUUGGUGAUUCCAAACAGAAGCCGGAUAACGACGAGGAUGUGCCACUGGCACUCAGUGAUGAUGGGACAGUAAUAGCCGUUUCCACGACACUUGAUCAGCCACAAAACUUGGCCAGACUCUACCAACGUUUUCCACAGGCUCGCAAACGCGGCCAGCUACCAGUGCCCGAGCGUUUGAUAUUAAUGAGGGGAUCACGAUAUAGUCUCAGACGGCAGUAA
Messenger RNA from Scaptodrosophila lebanonensis, 579 nucleotides. RefSeq lists its product as uncharacterized. The coding region runs from base 1 to 579 and encodes 192 amino acids. The transcript has a single exon. The record is from RefSeq and is a predicted model, not a curated record. NCBI's taxonomy places the organism in Eukaryota, Metazoa, Arthropoda, Insecta, Diptera, Drosophilidae.